CAACCUUUUCUUUUUCUUUCUUUUUGCUCUUUUUUUUCAAUUUUUUAACUUAUCAAAAAAUUGUGAACUUCCUCAUUUUUCUAGUUUCAGACACUGAGCAGACGUUGAAAAUCUAAUCUUUUUUCCUUGCCUUAAAAUAAAUGUGUUACUCAAAGAAAACCAGUUCAGCUUAAACCCUUUUGUUUUGGUUUCUGAAGCUGUCUUUGUUUUAAUAAGUUCAAAGAACAGAAAAAACUAUCAUUUCAUGAAUGGAAAUAUGUAUCCAGUGAACAUAAGCCUGGUAUUUCCUCUGUUAACUGGUGAAGGUUUCUCCUUAUUCGAGGCCAAGUUCUUUGUGUUUCAGGAUUUCAGUCACGUUUCCUUUUAUGUAUACUGACAUUUUUUGUUUCUGCUAGAAGUUUCCGAGGUCAUAAUUCACAAAAGCAAAUUAUGUUGUUUUGUUUUUCUCUUUAAAUUUCCUUGGUCUGUCAUCCAGACUGAGCUAAAAAGACAGAACACAAUGAGAUUUCAUGGAUGCAAAAACAAGUUGUCACUUUGUUACUUAUCUGCCAUUCUGGGUCAGUAAUUUUCUGGGUUCUGGCCUGCAUUUUAUUCGGGAAUCCUGAAAUCUAGGCUGUCCAUGACCACUGAGGAAGACACUAUUAAAUAGCAAAAGAGUCAUCUUCUGAAUAGUACUAAGGUAAGGGUGAAGCGAUUGUGAUUGUGUUAUUGUUAUUUUCCAGCAGCACAGAAAAUGUUUGAGCUUCAUUGUACAUGCUGCAGGAGAGGAAAUCUGGGAAACAACUAGUAAUUGUUUUAUAAAAUGGACAAAAUUGGGAAGUUACAGUAUAUUUCAUCUCACAAUUUUACUUUCUUAGUGAAAAUAUGGCUUCAAAAUGCUGUUGGCUUGUAGCUACUUUGAAGGUUGAACAGGAAAAGUGUUUUCUGUCAGCAAAAGUUGGUUCAAUUAUUCAACUACAUUCAAGUAUGAGUGGAGCUUUAGAGACUUUCCAGAAAGCAAGAUACGUUCUGUUUUAUCCAAUUUAUUCAUUUGGCAUGCCUUUAAAAUGAAAAUUCAUGUUACCAGUGUGGUAUGAACUUUUGCCAGUGUCAUAGUUUUACGGCUGAGGUGUUCUGCAACAGUGGCUUUGGACAAGUUAAAGGUUAAUGGCAUUCUAAAUUAAGCUCAUCUGAGGUAUUGAAAACAGCUGCAUUAGUACAUGAAAAGUGGAUCCAGCAAAUGAUUCAUGGUUGUGCUGUGUAGUUUGGUCUGAAUAGGUUGAUUUUGAGCUGUGCAUAACUGAAGCUGACACUGACAGAGAAUGACUUCUAAAACGUCUUCUGCAAUUCCUCCUUCAGCAAGUUUUCCCUCUCAAGAACAGUAGUAUUUUCUACUGCUAUCUAGCUUAAUUGAGUAUCAAGGAGGUGGUAUAAUUGGGUUUACACGUCUUCCUUCCGGCACAUUAUGCUCCAGUAAAAUAUAAUUGGCCUUUCAUAUAUUUAUUGAAAUGGAGGUUAAAGAAGCAGAGAGGAUAGUCAUAGCUAAGCCAGUAGCUUCAAGGCCUACUUGUUCGAGUUUUAAGUCUUUCUCGGAGCUCCUUGCAGGAGCUAUUAAUGCCUCACCCCCUAAUGCCAGUUCUGAAAAUGCAGUUCCUGCAAUUAGACCGAAGACAGUGAGGUUCAAGCCAGUGGUGAAUCGUGCUCCAUCUGCUAUGAUUUCUUCCCAGGCAGAGCUCUCUGGAAUAGGUGUUUCUAAUUCCUCUGAUAAGGUUUUAAAAUCAGAUGUCAAACCUACUGUAGUAUACAAACCACAGGCAAAGCUUGUAUCAAAGACAACUGUUUCUCUAUUGGCAAACAUGGGAAACUUCAGUGCUAGCAAUCAACCAACACUGCAAUCAACAGAGAUACCAGCUCAAUAUACAAAACAAGAGAAAAAGAAUUUCAGAACCCAAGUUACUCCAAAUCUUCACCAGAAUACUUCAUCACAUGCAGAAACAGAUCAGACAAGUGAACCCUCAAAGGUGGGAUCUCAGAACAUGGAGGACCCAAAAAUUGUACCUGCCAUAGCAAAUAGUGAUCGACCUUCUUUUGAUGGCUAUAAUUGGAGGAAAUAUGGACAAAAGCAGGUGAAAGGAAGUGAGUAUCCACGAAGCUACUAUAAGUGUACGCACCCGAAUUGUCCUGUAAAAAAGAAAGUUGAAAGAUCAUUUGAUGGUCAAAUAGCUGAAAUUGUCUACAAGGGUGAACACAACCAUUCGAAACCUCAGCCUCUCAAACGAAAUUCAUUAGGGACCCAAGGGUUAGGAUUUACUUCUGAUGCGACUGGUCAAGAUACCAACAUCUCAUUGUGGAGUAAUAAUCCUAAUGAAAGGAAUGAACUUUCUGAAGGUAGAGUUGAAAAUCAGAAUGAAGCCGGGUUGUCUGCUCCCACAUCGUAUCAAGGCAAAGCUCUGCUACCUUAUGAACACGUUACUGCUGGAGCUAUUAAUGCUGGUGGAACUUCUGAAAAUUCCAUUGGUCUUAGUGGGGAAUGUGAGGAAGGAAGCAAGGAGGGAGAAGAUGAUGAACCUAGAAGUAAAAGAAGGAAAAGUGAGAAUCAAUUCAGUGAAGUGGGCACCUCAAGGGAAGGCAUCCAAGAACCUCGUGUUGUAGUGCAAAGUUCUACUGAUUCUGAGAUUAUGGGAGACGGCUUUCGAUGGAGAAAAUAUGGGCGGAAGGUGGUGAAGGGAAAUCCAUAUCCCAGAAGUUACUACAGAUGCACUAGUCUAAAAUGCAAUGUGCGCAAGCAUGUAGAAAGGGCAUCAGAUGAUCCUACAGCUUUCAUUACAACGUAUGAAGGUAAACAUAACCAUGAGAUGCCACUUAGGAACACAAAUCCUGUUGCCUCUGAUCCAGACUCUAACUCACCUGCUAGUAAAGACAAGCGAUGAAAGUAAUGAAAGAAGGUAUAGUAUCCAACUUGAUAUUUGGUCUGAUAAAGGCUGUGUCAGGACUCAAGGGCAUCAGAACCAAAGCCCUGAAGUGACUGUGAAGCAUACAAUAUGUGACUUUCUGCUACUAUAAGUCUGCUAGAUGAAGGCAGUUUUCACUUUUAUGGAGGACAUUAUGGAUCCUCGUCUUCUUCUAAUGCUGCCUGCCUUCAGCAUUACAUUCUUUUCUUUUCUUUUUUAAUUAAUCAUUUUCCCCAUCAUAUAAUAAGUAAAAACUUUGUAUAUCUAAUAUUUGAUAUAUCAUCAGCACUGCCUUGUUUCAGUUUUCUAGAGGUCUUCCAACUUCAGGCUGGUUUAGGUCUUUGUUAUUGAAGUGAUCAAUUCUAACUUCUGGUUUUUAUGCCCAGAAUUUAUGCAGAUCAUGAUGCUGUCUCAGAGAGAUGGCAUCAAAGUCCACUUGGAACUUUUUGCUGCCUCUUCUGUUUUAUAUAUCUGCACAAUUUUGAUAUACAAAUUUUGCAUUGACAUGACUCAAAAUU
Durio zibethinus is the source of this 3448-nucleotide messenger RNA. Lineage: Eukaryota; Viridiplantae; Streptophyta; Magnoliopsida; Malvales; Malvaceae. The record is from RefSeq and is a predicted model, not a curated record.